Procambarus clarkii (red swamp crayfish) is the source of this 1744-nucleotide messenger RNA. RefSeq names its product aspartate dehydrogenase domain-containing protein. NCBI's taxonomy places the organism in Eukaryota, Metazoa, Arthropoda, Malacostraca, Decapoda, Cambaridae. Gene Ontology annotation, molecular function: NADP binding; L-aspartate dehydrogenase [NAD(P)+] activity. The record is from RefSeq and is a predicted model, not a curated record. Gene Ontology annotation, biological process: NAD+ biosynthetic process.
UCCAAUACUCAAGCCUAGCUCCCAUCACCCCUCUCCCCCACCAGAUCACUAUAGUGCUCUCCUAUCACUCCUCUUCCCCACCAGACCACCACUAUAACACUCCCACACCACCAAGAACCGUUCUAUCUCCCCCUCCCUCACUACCAGACUACCAAGAACCCAUCCAUCUCCCCACCACCAAGAGCCCUCCCAUCAUCCCCUUCCCCCACUACCCCAGUGUUUACAAGUUAUCUCACACAGGCUGGGCACCCACACUCAAGAGUACGCUGCUGCUACAGCUUCCGUGUUUGUGUAUGCUGGCACCAGAGCUUGUAGCAACGAGAGGGAGGUACGUGAUUCUGCGUGCUGCGAGGCCCUCCCAUCCCACGUACACCAGUCCUGAGACCUCUUUAUCUCUGUGGAGAAACACGUCAUUAGCGGGAGUGGUUCCGGGCAUGCGCCCUUGAGGUGGGUGGAGAGGCUGUUAUCCUGCUCUUCCUCCAGGACUCUUAUUUGGUUCGUCCUACUUCAUAUCAUGGCGCCUAAGAGGAUCGGGAUUGUCGGCUAUGGACAUUUGGGCCAGUACCUGACCCAAGCUGCCCUCCAGCGAGAUGACCUUGACUUGGCAUUUGUAUGGAAUCGCACCUCAACUGCCCUGGAAUCUCACCUAGAGAACAGGUACAUAUGUCGAGACUUGGACGAGUGUGGAGAGUACUCACCAGACCUGAUCGUUGAGGUGGCCCAUCCAGUCAUCACUGAGAAGUAUGGGGCACAGUUCCUUAGUGUGGCUGACUACAUGGUUGGGUCCCCUACUGCCCUGGCAUCACAGACGGUGGAAGAGGCUCUACGGGUGGCAGCCACGUCACAUGGACUCUAUGUGCCAGCAGGAGCACUAUGGGGUGCUGAAGACAUACUCAAGAUGGCUGAUCGGGGAACACUCAAGGCCUUGAAAGUUACAAUGACAAAGCAUCCAAGCUCUUUUAAACUUAAAGGAGAUUUAGAAGUAAAAAAUGCACAAGUAUGUGGUAAUGAGUCAGUAAUUCUGUAUGAUGGGCCAGUACGUGGGCUCUGUCCACUUGCACCCAACAAUGUGAACACCAUGGCUGCAGCAGCAAUAGCUGCACAUAACCUUGGCUUUGAUGGUGUACAAGGCUCUCUCAUCUCUAACCCACUGUUAACAGACUGGCACAUAGUGGAAGUUGAAGUAACAGGCCCCGAGAUUGCAGGGAAAAACUUCAGUGUGAAAACCACUCGCAAUAAUCCUGCUGACCCAGGAGCUGUGACCGGCACUGCCACAUAUGCCUCUUUUCUCUCCUCUAUGGUUCGGGCUGGAGGUCGUGGUGCAGGGGUUCAUUUAUGCUAGUUACAUAGUUUGAGUAUAACUUGAGGACCAACAAUUCAUUCACAUUACCAAUCUCUGGGAAUGUGGUAUGAAUAGUGUACGCUUUAAGAUUUUUAAUUUACUUCGCUUUAAGUACAGACAUUGUUGUUCAGUACUGUUCUAUACUACGUAAGCAAUAGUUUAUAUUGGAAUGACUUUUCAUAAGCAAAAAGGACAAAAUAUAUGUGCAAUACUGAACUAAAUUUAAUUAUUUUUUAGUACUAAACCGAAUUGAAUCUUUCUGUAUCAGAUACAGUACUGUAUGGAAAGUAAUAACUGACAAAUUCAUUGCAUCUGUAUACAUGGCACUUAUUAAAACUUCACUAAAUGCUAAGGUAGACUAAUAAAAAUUAUGUUUGUAUGAAUAAACUUUAUAUAAAUUAU